Staurois parvus is the source of this 401-nucleotide messenger RNA. The record is from the annotation of a GenBank genome assembly. NCBI's taxonomy places the organism in Eukaryota, Metazoa, Chordata, Amphibia, Anura, Ranidae.
AUGUCACUUUUUCACAUUUUUAAAUUUCCCACCGUUCCAUCCCCCGUACGUCCUGACAUCACAGGGAACGGAACCUGGAAGACAGAUGUCGGCAUCGGCCGGAGGAGAUUGCCGGGGACACUGCAGGAGGGACAUCGCGGGAGCGCAGGACAAGGUAAGUGAAGAACAGAUCCCAGAGCAACGCUGCAGGGUAUUCCCGAGUGUAGCACGGAGUUACCGCUUGUGGUACUGAAACUUUACCCCGAGCUACACUCGGGAAUACCGCCAGGGGGGUUAAUGAAAUUCUUCUUCAGGGUCGUCUGUGUGCAGAAAAGCAUAUGCAUUGGAAGAGUUUAUUUUUUUCCACAAAUUUGUAUUUUUUUUUCCAUAAACCUUUUAUUGAAGAAUUCGUAACAUACAGU